UUCGGAUUCGACCCGUUUUCGGAAACGGAAGUAUUGUCAGUGGGUCUCUACUCUCUCUCUCGCUCUCUCGCUCACCUGAAACCUAAAACGUAGAUUUGGACACAGAAAAGGAGAAGGCGAAGAAGAUGGUGAAGGUCGCGACCUACUUCGCUAUGACUUUGGGAGCUUUCGUGUUCUGGCAGUCCAUGGAUAAAGUCCACGUCUGGAUCGCCCUGCAUCAGGACGAAAAGCAAGAAAGACUCGAAAGGGAAAUGGAGAUUAAGAGGGUUAGAGAAGAGCUGCUGCAGCAGCAAGCCAAACAAAGGGAGACUCAAGCAUGAGCGACUCAGAUUUAUCUUCUUGUACCUUCGUAUUCCGUUGUUUCCUCUACUUCUGAUUUUGUCCGAGCAUUGCUCUGUUGAACACAAUCGCAAUUCUGGAAUAAUUUAACUUGGCAUUCACAGAAUAGCUAAGUUCUGUCUUAUCUAUGACUUUACAUAAGCUUUUGAAAAUCA
Messenger RNA from Pyrus x bretschneideri (Chinese white pear), 494 nucleotides. RefSeq lists its product as uncharacterized. The record is from RefSeq and is a predicted model, not a curated record. The coding region runs from base 126 to 320 and encodes 64 amino acids. The transcript has 2 exons. Lineage: Eukaryota; Viridiplantae; Streptophyta; Magnoliopsida; Rosales; Rosaceae.